Messenger RNA from Daktulosphaira vitifoliae (grape phylloxera), 1790 nucleotides. It is a transcript of the gene pit, whose product is annotated as probable ATP-dependent RNA helicase pitchoune. Gene Ontology annotation, cellular component: nucleolus. NCBI's taxonomy places the organism in Eukaryota, Metazoa, Arthropoda, Insecta, Hemiptera, Phylloxeridae. Bases 154 to 1692 code for a protein of 512 amino acids. Gene Ontology annotation, molecular function: nucleic acid binding; RNA helicase activity; ATP binding. The transcript has 6 exons. Gene Ontology annotation, biological process: maturation of LSU-rRNA from tricistronic rRNA transcript (SSU-rRNA, 5.8S rRNA, LSU-rRNA). The record is from RefSeq and is a predicted model, not a curated record.
GACUUAAUAACCUAUAACUUGAUUAUAAUAUGUAAUACUUCCAAAAUAGUUCUUACUUGUUUACAACUAACGGGUAUGUUAGUAUUAAACUUUUAAAAAGUCUUUUUAAGAAAGUCUUUUUAAGUCUUUCAAAAUUUUACUUAAUUUCAUAAAAUGGCUGAUGAUCAGUCUUUACCUGGUUCCAACUUGGGUUUGAAAAUUACAGCUUCUGAACGGAACUUUAAUAGCCUUGAAGGUCAUGUAUGUGAAAAUACUUUAAAAGGUAUCACUGACAUGGGUUUUACAACCAUGACAGAAAUUCAAGCAAAGACAAUUCCUCCAUUAUUAGAGGGUAGAGAUUUAGUGGGUGCUGCCAAAACAGGUAGUGGAAAAACGUUAGCCUUUUUAAUUCCUGCAGUCGAACUUAUUUAUAAACUAAAAUUUAUGCCAAGAAAUGGUACUGGUGUUAUUAUAAUUUCACCAACUAGAGAACUCUCAAUGCAAACUUAUGGAGUUCUUAAAGAAUUAAUGAAACAUCAUCAUCAUACUUAUGGGCUAUUGAUGGGUGGUGCUAAUAGGCAAACAGAAGUUACAAAACUAUCUAAAGGUAUAAAUAUAGUUGUUGCUACACCGGGUCGGUUAUUAGAUCAUUUACAAAAUUCCCCAGAUUUCUUAUACAAAAAUCUUCAAUGUCUUAUUAUUGAUGAAGCUGAUCGUAUUUUGGAUAUUGGAUUCGAAGAAGAAAUAAAACAAAUUAUAAAUUUGCUCCCAAAGCGAAGGCAGACUAUGCUAUUUAGUGCAACAAAAACACCAAAAACUGAUGCAUUGACAACAUUUGCUUUAAAAAAAGAACCUAUUUAUGUUGGUGUUGAUGAUAGUAAAGAUGAAGCAACAGUUGAAGGUUUAGAACAAGGAUAUGUUGUAUGUCCCUCUGAGAAACGAUUUCUGUUGUUGUUCACAUUUUUAAAAAAAAAUAGAAACAAAAAAGUUAUGGUGUUCUUUAGUUCGUGUCUAGCAGUUAAAUAUUUCCAUGAAUUACUCAAUUAUAUAGAUUUACCUGUCAUGUGUAUUCAUGGUAAACAGAAACAAGAGAAACGCACAACUACUUUUUUUCAAUAUUGCAAUACUGAAACAGGUAUACUUCUUUGCACAGAUGUAGCUGCUCGAGGCUUAGAUAUUCCUUUAGUUGACUGGAUUGUCCAAUAUGAUCCACCUGAUGACCCAAAAGAAUAUAUUCAUCGUGUUGGCCGUACCGCUCGAGGUGAAGGUAGUAGUGGUCAUGCACUUCUUAUACUACGACCUGAAGAAUUAGGAUUUUUACAAUACUUAAAAAAAGCAAAAGUUCCUUUGAAUGAAUUUGAGUUUUCAUGGAAUAAGAUUUCCGAUAUUCAACUACAACUUGAAAAACUAGUAGCAAAAAAUUAUUUUUUACAUAUAUCUGCUAAAGAAGCAUUUAAAUCAUAUGUCCGUGCUUAUGAUUCUCAUCAUCUAAAACAAAUAUUUGAUGUUGGAACAUUAGAUAUUGUUAAAGUUGCUAAAUCAUUUGGUUUUUCAACUCCCCCUGCAGUUGAACUUAAUGCCAAAGCUAUAAGACCAAGAAAACGACAUGGUGGUGGUGGUUUGGGUAAAUUCAAUAAAUUGAAUAAACCUGACAAUAAAAAAGUAUAUAAAUUUGUUCAACCUCCGGAAAAAAAAAGGAAAAUUAAAAAAUGACACAUUUUUACUAAAUAAUUUUUUUUUUUUUUACUGUUAUUUAACUUUUGCAAUAUUAUUUUGAUUUAUGUUUGCUUAAAUAAAACUUUGAAAUAAUG